Messenger RNA from Panthera uncia (snow leopard), 3203 nucleotides. It is a transcript of the gene RRM1, whose product is annotated as ribonucleotide reductase catalytic subunit M1. Gene Ontology annotation, molecular function: ATP binding; ribonucleoside-diphosphate reductase activity, thioredoxin disulfide as acceptor. Bases 363 to 2762 code for a protein of 799 amino acids. The record is from RefSeq and is a predicted model, not a curated record. Gene Ontology annotation, biological process: deoxyribonucleotide biosynthetic process; DNA replication. Lineage: Eukaryota; Metazoa; Chordata; Mammalia; Carnivora; Felidae. Gene Ontology annotation, cellular component: ribonucleoside-diphosphate reductase complex. The transcript has 18 exons.
UGGCCGCGGGAAAGGCGCAGUAUCCAGGGCCCUGCCCAUACCCAAGAUGGCGGCUACUGGGGCGAGGCUUACUUGGGCUUUACUAGCCCUGCCCACUAGCCAGGGCGCAGGCAGCGUCGAGUAACGUCAUUCGAGCUCCGUCGCGCCGCUUUUGCGUCUUGGGUGGCGGGAGCGGGAAGGGGAUUCGGAUUGUCGCGCCUCCGCUCCGUGGAGGAAAGUGCUCUCUGGCCCCAAAUCCAGUCCCUGCACCUGAGUACCCCCAGGAACCCGACCCUUCGCACCCUACUACCUUCUCGAUCCCGCCGGCGCCUCAGAGCUGCAGUCCCGUCUCGAAUCCCUCAGCGCUUCAGCCACUAGCCGCGAUGCAUGUGAUCAAGCGAGAUGGCCGCCAAGAGCGGGUUAUGUUCGACAAAAUUACGUCUCGAAUCCAGAAGCUAUGUUAUGGACUUAAUAUGGAUUUUGUUGACCCUGCUCAGAUCACCAUGAAAGUAAUCCAGGGCUUAUACAGUGGGGUCACCACUGUGGAACUAGAUACUUUGGCUGCUGAAACAGCUGCGACCUUGACUACCAAGCACCCUGACUAUGCCAUCCUGGCAGCAAGGAUUGCGGUCUCCAACUUGCACAAAGAAACAAAGAAAGUGUUCAGUGAUGUGAUGGAAGAUCUCUACAACUACAUAAAUCCACAUAAUGGCAAACACUCUCCCAUGGUGGCCAAGUCAACACUGGAUAUUGUUUUGGCCAAUAAAGAUCGCCUGAAUUCUGCCAUUAUCUAUGACCGAGAUUUCUCUUAUAAUUACUUUGGAUUUAAGUACAUGUCUCAGCCUAGUUUUUCUGACAUGUCCCAUCAUGUGACACUCCUUUUGUUUUUAGUGGCUGAAAGACCACAGCAUAUGUUGAUGAGGGUAUCUGUGGGGAUUCAUGAAGAAGAUAUUGAUGCUGCUAUUGAAACAUAUAAUCUUCUUUCUGAGAAGUGGUUUACCCAUGCCUCUCCCACUCUCUUCAAUGCUGGUACCAACCGCCCACAGCUUUCUAGCUGCUUCCUUCUGAGUAUGAAAGAUGAUAGUAUUGAAGGCAUUUAUGACACUCUAAAGCAGUGUGCAUUGAUUUCCAAGUCUGCUGGUGGAAUUGGUGUUGCUGUGAGUUGUAUUCGAGCUACUGGCAGCUACAUUGCUGGGACUAAUGGCAAUUCCAAUGGCCUUGUGCCAAUGCUGAGAGUAUAUAACAACACAGCUCGAUAUGUGGAUCAAGGUGGAAACAAGCGACCUGGGGCAUUUGCUAUUUAUCUGGAGCCUUGGCAUUUAGACAUUUUUGAGUUUCUUGAUUUAAAGAAGAACACAGGAAAGGAAGAACAGCGUGCCAGAGACCUUUUCUUUGCCCUUUGGAUUCCGGAUCUCUUCAUGAAACGAGUGGAGACUAAUCAGGACUGGUCUUUGAUGUGUCCAAAUGAAUGUCCUGGUCUGGAUGAGGUUUGGGGAGAGGAAUUUGAGAAGCUGUAUGAAAGUUAUGAGAAACAGGGUCGUGUCCGCAAAGUUGUAAAAGCUCAGCAGCUUUGGUAUGCCAUCAUUGAGUCUCAGACAGAGACAGGUACCCCGUACAUGCUCUACAAAGAUUCCUGUAAUCGGAAGAGCAACCAGCAGAACCUGGGAACGAUCAAAUGCAGCAACCUGUGCACAGAAAUAGUAGAGUAUACCAGCAAAGAUGAGGUUGCAGUCUGUAACUUGGCUUCCCUAGCCCUGAAUAUGUAUGUCACGUCAGAACACACAUAUGACUUUAAGAAGUUGGCUGAAGUUACCAAAGUCAUUGUCCGAAACUUGAAUAAAAUUAUUGAUAUUAAUUACUACCCUGUCCCAGAGGCAUGCUUAUCAAAUAAACGCCAUCGCCCCAUUGGAAUCGGGGUACAAGGUCUGGCAGAUGCUUUUAUUCUGAUGAGGUAUCCUUUUGAGAGUCCAGAAGCCCAGUUACUAAACAAGCAAAUCUUUGAAACUAUUUAUUAUGGAGCCUUGGAAGCCAGCUGUGACCUGGCCAAGGAGCAUGGCCCAUAUGAAACCUAUGAGGGCUCUCCAGUCAGCAAAGGAAUCCUUCAGUAUGAUAUGUGGAAUGUUAUUCCCACAGACCUAUGGGACUGGAAACUUCUCAAGGAAAAGAUUGCAAAGUAUGGUAUAAGAAACAGUUUACUUAUUGCCCCAAUGCCUACUGCUUCAACUGCUCAGAUUCUGGGAAAUAAUGAGUCCAUCGAACCUUAUACCAGCAACAUCUAUACUCGCAGAGUCUUGUCGGGAGAAUUUCAGAUUGUAAAUCCACACUUACUGAAGGAUCUUACUGAGCGGGGCUUGUGGAAUGAAGAGAUGAAAAAUCAGAUUAUUGCAUGCAAUGGUUCUAUCCAGAACAUACCAGAAAUUCCUGAUGACCUGAAGCAACUUUAUAAGACUGUGUGGGAGAUCUCACAGAAAACCGUUCUUAAGAUGGCAGCUGAAAGAGGUGCUUUCAUUGAUCAAAGCCAGUCUUUGAACAUCCACAUUGCUGAGCCUAACUAUGGCAAACUCACUAGUAUGCACUUCUACGGCUGGAAGCAGGGUUUGAAGACUGGAAUGUAUUACUUAAGGACACGACCAGCAGCGAAUCCAAUCCAGUUCACUCUAAAUAAGGAGAAGCUGAAAGAUAAGGAGAAGGCAACAAAAGAAGAAGAAGAGAAGGAGAGGAACACAGCAGCCAUGGUGUGCUCUUUGGAGAAUAGAGAAGAGUGUCUGAUGUGUGGGUCCUGAGGAAAGGCUUGGAAGAGACCAGCACUUCCUCACAGCCAAACUACUUCUUGAGCAUAGAUAGGCACAGUAGGUUUGCUUGAAGUGCUAAGGUUUUGUUGGACCUUAUUGCAGCAAAAGGAGCAAUUGAUUUAAAGUACUGUUUCUAUAUAAUAGUGUGAAAGUACUGAUAUUUUAAAUCAAUAUAUUGGGAAUCAAAGUAGAAGUUUUAGGAAUGCAAAAGAGGUCAUCUUGCAAAUAGGAAGUAACUGAAUAGGGUUUCAUUGCCCACUUGGCACCCCUUUUUUGGUGACCUCAGUUUUCAUAAGAAGACUUAGUUUUACUGCUUUGACUGGUGGGUCCAUAGAAGCAAAACUGAGUCAUAACCUGUGAGAAGUGUUGGCAGGACCUUUAUCUGGAUAAGGUCCUGUUGGUCAUUCUGAAAUAAACAUUUCAAAGUGAUUA